Lontra canadensis (Northern American river otter) is the source of this 3913-nucleotide messenger RNA. RefSeq names its product syncoilin, intermediate filament protein (gene SYNC). The record is from RefSeq and is a predicted model, not a curated record. The transcript is spliced from 3 exons. Gene Ontology annotation, biological process: intermediate filament-based process. Gene Ontology annotation, cellular component: neuromuscular junction; intermediate filament; Z disc. Lineage: Eukaryota; Metazoa; Chordata; Mammalia; Carnivora; Mustelidae. The coding region runs from base 78 to 1553 and encodes 491 amino acids.
CGGGCGCGGGCGCGGAGCAAGCGGCCCGCGGGGCGGGCUAUUAAUAACGCGGUCGCCCAGCUCGGGGUCGCGCAGCCAUGGCAAGCCCGGAGCCCCGGCACGGCGGGGACGGCGCAGCCCAGGCCGCGAGGGAGACAAGCGCAGAAGCCACUUCUCCUCUUGAAGAGGAGAGCUUGGAAUCCCCCCAUGAGGCCGGGACUCUGGACCCAGAAGUGACUCUGUCUUUGAAGGGGACCUUAAACUUAGAGGACAUUCUCUACCUGGGGGACACAGGUGACCUGGAUGAGCUAGACGAGAUACUGUGUGUGGAAGAGACGGAGCAGCCUGAGGAAACCCUGUACAUUGAGGAGACCAGGCAGCCAGGUGAGGCCCCGCAUGUAGACGAGCCUGUGAAGCCAGAGGAGAUCCUCUGUGUGGAAGAACUCGAGAAGCCGGAAAAGAGCGCAAGCCCGGAGCAGACCGGUGAUGGGGGAGAGACGGUCACGAGUGAGGAGAAACCCAGCCCUGAGGAGGGCCUCAGCGCCGGGCUGAGUCCCAGCACCGAGAGCCUGAGCAUAGAGGACCUGGAACUGCUGGAGCAGCGUUUCCAGCAGUGCGUGCAAGCCGUGGCCCAGCUGGAAGAGGAGCGGGACCAGCUCAUCCACGAGCUGGUGUUGCUCCGGGAACCGGCCCUGCAGGAGGUGCAGCGGGUCCAUGAGGACAUCCAGGCGGCCUACAAGCGGCACGCCCAAGCCGAGCUGGAGAGGGACGGGCUGAGGGAGGAGAUCAGGCUGGUCAAGCAGAGGCUCUUCAAGGUGACCAAGGAGUGUGUGGCCUACCAGUACCAGCUGGAGUGCCGCCGGCAGGACGUGGCCCAGUUCGCCGAGCUGCGGGAGGCGCUGACCGCCCGGGCAGCCCAGCUCUCCGAGGAACUGGCCGGGCUCCGCGAGGCCUACCAGAAGCAGAAGGAGCAGUUGCGGCAACAGCUGGAAGUGCCGCCAAGCCAGAGCGACGGGCACUUUCUGCAGGAGAGCCGGCGGCUCUCCGCCCAGUUUGAGAACCUCAUGGCGGAGAGCCGCCAGGGCCUGGAGGAGGAGUACGAGCCUCAGCUGCUGCGCCUCCUGGAGAGGAAGGAGGCGGCGGCCAAAGCCCUGCAGAAGACCCAGGCGGAGAUCCAGGAGAUGAAGGAGGCCCUGAGACCCCUGCAGGCAGAGGCCCGGCAGCUGCAGCUGCAGAACAGGAACCUGGAGGACCAGAUCACGCUCGUGAGGCAGAAGCGGGACGAGGAGGUGCAGCAAUACCGGGAACAGCUGGAGGAAAUGGAAGAGCGACAGAGGCAGUUGAGGAGCGGCCUGCAACUCCAGCAGCAGAAGAACAAAGAGCUGGAGCAGCUGCGGAUCAGCCUCGCCGGAGAGCUCUCCACCUAUAAGUCAGUUCUUGCUGGCGCCCUGCUCUUAACUGACGCUGGCAAAGGGGAUGGUGGGGAGGGCAGGUGUUGCUCAGGGGAAAUUUCACUGAACAGGGAAAAGCAGAACAACAGCUUGGGACAAUAUUCGAAUUGUGCUCACCCAUGACAGAUGGAAAACGGAUCUCUUUUUUUAAAGGGCUAUGCUACCCAAGAGCCUGGGACAGGCUAACGCUCCCACUUCUCAGGCAGGUGGAACGGAGACUCAGUCCCAAGGUGAUCCUUGAGGGUCCAAGAGUGGUGUCUGCACUGUUGUUGCUCCUAACAAUACUAAUGGCUUAAGAAAACUUAGAGUGUGUCAAAUGACAAGUCAGGUAGGAAUAACACAUACCUCCACAUUGCCUGGUUUAAGCAUUCAGGGGUCACUUGGAACGUUUCAGUUUCUAGCAGGACUCAAAAUAUGCUCUAAUUAUUGCCAGGAAUUCGGUAACACGAUGACACAUCCGGGCUCUAUGCAUUCUUACUUUCCUUGGCCUAUCCUACCCCAUCUGCUAUUCAUAAAUAGCUUCCUUAGAAUAGCCGAGAAGACAGUUAUGCUACCUAAUUCAGACUAUGACAAAGGAGGCCAAAAGGCUAAAUUAAUCUGGAAGUCAUAAAAAAGGCUCAAGUGGGUGUUGUUCAUAGCCUGUGGGACAGGAUUACUGCUUAAUAUAGGAAACAAGCAAUAUACCUAUCCAUUAAUUUCUUUAAAUACUAAUGUUCUUAUAUUCUGUAUAAAGUCCUAGAUUCUCUCGGAUAAAGAAACUAAGGAAAAAAGGUCUGGGCCAAGUUGUAGACUAGACAGAUGCCCAUAAAUUUUAUUCUUAAUUUCCCAGUUAAUCUUUUGUCUUGGGUACAAAACUCACAAAUAACAAUUAUUAACCAAUACUUUUCCUAACUUACUAGCAUUUUCUUUUACCGUGUUUUAUCCAGGCAUGACUGAUUAUGCUUAUUGUUUGGGAGAUUAGAGAACCUUGUAAUUGAGGAAAGUGAUACGUCAAACACCUUUGUGCGGAUCAGAUUAAAAGUACAACAGGGAAAGGGCAACAACUCCUCUUAAGAAACGAAACUACAGAAUCCCAGUUACUCUAAUACCCAUGUAAGGUUAACCUGGGCAGAGAAAAUCUCUAGCUAGGCCCUCCCAUCACCACCACACAGGUUACCAUUCAUUCAGUUCUGCAAAUAAGAGGCACCCAAAUAGGCAUUUGGCACAGAGAAAUGCAUCCCUAAUCCUAUGUAAAUUACACUCCAGCAAUCUCUCCCCAACUUAGCACUAACUAAACUUCAGAAGUUCAUUGUCAUGAACUUUACACUGUAUUAUUUCAAGUUGACCCAAGUAUGAACUUAUUUUUUUCUUUUCUCAAUUUUACAGGGGCUGUUUAGAAACGUAUGGCCGAAUCUGUAACCCAGAAACAACAGCAAAAAACUUUUUAGCAAAGGAUAACUAAGUACCCUUUGGACAUACUUUUUUCCAGAGAAGGGAGUGCCAAGGACUUGGCAAGCAGUUCACCCUGGGAAAGUUACAAACACUGGCUGACCUGUUUAAAGAGUUGAAGGCUGGCUGGAGGCAGAAUGCCAUCAGUCAGGAUUUAAGUGGAGUCUAGUUCAUAGGCUGCUGGUACCAAUCUCUGUGCAUGCAGGAAUGGAAAAAUGAGCCUUCUGUCCUCUGGCAGCAACUCCCACGUGCACAGAGUAAAGGAUGGAUGUACAGACAGACACACUUUAGUGUUGUGAAGAAUGUAUCUUGCCUUGUGUUGACCCAAAACAAAAACCUUUUUUUGGAGGAAGGGUCAAAAAAGGCAGCCGAUUUUCAUGAUAAUGGGUUUACAAUUUGAAUUCCUUUGUGCCAUGAGUGUUAGACUUUAAAAUGAAUUCUUCUACAAAGUUUAAGUCCGUGUGGACUCAUACAGUUUACUCCUGUGUCAAGAUAAUUUUCACUACACUCUAAAAGAACUAUUGACUUGGAAAAAAGAAACCAAUCUAGAUUUGAACUGAAAGGUUUAAGGGUACUGAGAUUUUCCCAAAGACUGUGCUCAUGAAAAUGAUUUUCAGUCAGUGAUGUAUUCUUUUAAACUGAGUGACUGGCAAAGAGCCAGGCAUUUUAUCUGGUUAUGGCACUUGGUGAUAAAGGCUUUCAAGAGUCUAUUAUUUCUAACUUCUAAAUACAGGCCCCAGUGAAAAACAUACUGGGGAGAUUCAACCUCUCUAUGGGAAAAGGUUCAAUCAAACACCUUUUUCAAAUUUAAAGUCUGCCUUAAAUGCUCUCUGCCACAUUGCCUUUGACAGUCUUAGAAGUCCAUGUAGUUCUCUAGGGACAGACUUCAAAAAGAUGUUAUGUUGUCAAAGACUAAUCCGUGUACCUCUGGCUCAGUGUUUUAUGCCUUGCACUUUCCCUGGGAAGGAGUGAAGCUCUUCUAUCGCUCUGGGUUUGUUAUAUUUAAUUCUGCUUUUGAUAGUCAAAGAUCAUAUACAGUAAAACAGUCCUCUGAA